Messenger RNA from Hansenula anomala, 732 nucleotides. RefSeq lists its product as uncharacterized. Lineage: Eukaryota; Fungi; Ascomycota; Saccharomycetes; Phaffomycetales; Wickerhamomycetaceae. The annotation marks the transcript as partial. The transcript is spliced from 2 exons. The record is from RefSeq and is a predicted model, not a curated record.
AUGGGUGAAUUCAGAGGUUUCAAUCCCACUAUUCCAGAUGUGUUGCCACAUGAGAAGAUGUAUAAUCUUCAAAUUGGUGAUAAGUUAUUCGUUUUAAGUGGUGCUUCAUUAUCAUCUGAUGCUCCAUCAUAUUUCACAAACUACUUCCUAGAGAGAACUGAAGAUAAACCUUUAUUCAUUGAUAGAUCGCCUCAAAGUUUCCAAUACAUUUACAAUCAUUUACAAGGAUAUCAUAGUGAAAUUCCAAAUGGUGAUAUUUUCACAAAAGUUUAUAGUGAUUCGAUAUAUUAUAACCUACCAAGGUUGAAAGAACUAUUAUCAAAAGAUGAGUAUUACUAUGUUGAAGUCAUGAAUGAAUGUAUCAAAGUUCCUAAAGUUGUAUUGAGAUCAGAAGGAAAUUUUCCAAAUUUUUUCAACAUUACAUUUGAAGCAUUAUACAGAGAUCUUAGUGAAUUAAUGAUAUCCAGAAAAUUGAUAAGACCUCCUCCACAGGCUGCUCCACAGUUGAAUAGAGAUGCUGGAUUGUUAAAAGAUUUGAUUAAAUUGUUACAGGGCGUUGAAUUGGAAAUGACAAAUGAUUAUAAGAAAGUGUUGAGAAAAGAGGCAAGAUAUUAUAGAUUUAAUGCAUUGGUGGAGAAGCUCAGUUAUGUAAAGAUUAUAAAGAAUCCUAUAAUUUUAGAAGAAUCAAUUAUUGUUAAUUAUAAUGAUGUUGCUUAUAAAAACUUUACAAUU